AGCGUUGGUUGCCAUGGAACCGCGUGGGCAUUCAGCCGCCACUACUGGUGCUUCACCGCCCCCGAGGACCACUGAGAGCUGACUUCUGUCUCCCAGGAUGGAGGAAGACGCUGGCCUGGUCCCCUACAAGGAUGGCAUGGUGGAGGAUGAAACAGACAAGUUAGAGGAUCCAGAGUUUGAGAUGAAUUGUGGCCCUCUGGUCACGGAGAAUGCGAUUGCCCCUGAGCAACCCUGUCCCAGGAAGGAAGGAGGCACUGAUGCUAAGAAAAUGAAGCCGGAGACCUUGGCCACAGACAGGCUGCAGGCAUCUCAGCUGCACAGGAGCCUGGAGCUCCUGGACCAAGCAUUCGAGGAGAAGGAGCUGUUCCUCCAGAAGACCCGAGAGGAGCUGUGCGCCUGUCGCCAGAGGAUGGACCUCCUGAGCAAGCAGCAGGCGACUGUGGCUGAAGAGGUCACCCGGGAGAGAACAACCAGCAACAUGGCAGCGGUGGGCCGACUACAGGCCACAUCCCGACGCCUGUGCCUGGAGCUGGAGGAUGAGCGGGACCUGCAGGCACGAAUCAUGGCCGUGCUGCAGGAGAAUGAGAGCGCCAUGUGGCACCUUGAGAUCAAGAAAGGGCAGCUGGAGGACAUCCGGAAGUCCAGCUGCCAGAGGACGGAGGCCAGGGACCUCUGCCUCAGGGCACAUGUGGCCCAGCAGCUCUGCAGGGAGGAGGAGGCCUCAGGGAGGGCAGAGAGGAACCGGAGGCUGCAGAUCCGGAAGUCCUUGCACAUGCAGAGAGAGCUGGGGCUCAAGCACCAGAAACUGGUGGAAGAUGCCCAGAAGAACCACUGGGUGGCAGUGAAGUUCCUGAAGGCUUCCCUGGGCCGAGUGCGGGAGCGAGAGCGGAAGCAGGAGCUGGAGUCCCGUGAGCACCUGCAGCGGCGCAUGGAGGCCGUGCUGGCACUGAAGAACAGCAUCACCGCUAACCGGGAGACACUGAGGAAGUUUCAAGCCUGGGGCCGGGCCAGGAAGGAACAGGAGGGGCAGCAGGUCCAGGUGGAGCAGCAGGAGGUCCUGGCCCAGGGCAGGGACGCCUUCAAGCACCUUUUCCACCAGCGUCGUCGCCAGGAGCUGGAGGCGCAGAGGCGGGCGUUUGAGGAGCAGCAGCAGCUGCGGAAGCAGGAGAUAGUCAGUCGGAUCCUGCAGGAGGGCACCAAGGAGGGAAACUGCAGGAAGAGGCAGCAGCCCCCAGCCAAGGCCACCACCCCUCGGAUGCUGAGGGACCGGACCUGGAGCUACAUCACUGCCUUCUGUGAAGGGAAAGCGUACCCCACGGCCACCAGGCACUCUCCAGCCAGCGAGGCAGCGGUGCAGCCCAUGUCUCUGCUGAUGCUGACAACCUCCAGCGAAUCCAUGCAGAACGUCCCCAGGCUGGCCAGCCUGGAGGAGGAGACGCUGGCUGAGCCAGAGAUUCUCGGACUGUGGAGCGAAGAGCACAGGCAGUACCAGGUACCCAAGGAGGAUGUGGACCGGAAGCCCGUGGGUGAGACGAAGAUGGACAAGGACAUUCUGGCCCGCAUGCUGGCACGGCUGCGCAGUGGGGUGGUCCACAAACAGGUGGCGUCUGGCCGGGAAUUCAAGGGCCGCCCCUUCAACAGCAAGCCCGAGCGGAUCCACUUCAAGGACUUUGAUGUUGGCAAAGUGUACAAGAAGAAGAUAACGCUCAUCAACGCCACCUACACGAUCAACUACUGCAAGCUGGUUGGCGUGGAGCAGCACCUCCGGGACUUCAUCCGUGUGGACUUCGACCCUCCUGGGCCCUUGUCUGCUGGGAUGUCCUGUGAGGUUCUCGUCACCUUCAAGCCCAUGAUAAACCAAGAUCUGGAAGGAAGCAUCUCCUUUUUGGCUCAGACAGGCGGAUUUUCUGUCCCACUGAAAUGUUCAACAAAGAAAUGUUCUUUGUCCCUGGACAAGGAGCUCAUCAGCUUUGGCAGCUACAUGGUGGGAAAGACCACAUCACGAACCAUCACGCUGACCAAUGCCGGGGGGCUGGGCACCAGGUUCCGGUUUCUCCCGGCCUCUAAGGCCUGCAAGCUGGACGAGUCCCAGUCUGCCCUGAAGCCAAGCAGCCUGUACACCUAUGAGGACCGGAGUCUCUAUGAGGGGGCCGUGUAUGAUGUGUCCGAGACACUGUUGGAGGCCAGCACAUCCUCCCCGCUGGACACCCAGAGCCAGAAGGAGUCAGAGAAGUCCAAGGAACCAGAGGGCGUGCCUGCAGCCGGCGUCAUGGUAACCAGCCCCAGCGAGGCCCAGGCGCAGAUCACGCUGGGUGAGGUGACUGAGGGGGAAAUCGGGCCCUUCAGCUCCAUCAGAGUGCCCGUGGUCUUCACACCAGCUGUCCCCGGAGAGGUCCACGCCCAGUUCCAGGUGGAGUCCAAGAACCCACAGUGCCCAACGCCUGUAGGGCUUCCUGUUUCGUGUGCUGAGCUCAUAUGUCCACACCAGCUGUAUUUCAGAGCCACAGGCGUGGCGGUGGACGUGCCCCUGUGGGUGCCCAAGCCCAUCGUGGACCUCAAGAUCUGCAUGUAUGACCGGCUGUACCAGGACUCCGUGCUCGUGCACACACGGUCCAAGGUGGCCCUGCGCCUGCGGUUCGAGGUAUGCAAGGAGCUGAGAGGCCACCUGGAGCUGCUGCCCGAGACGGGUUACAUCCAGGCCCUGGCGUCCUGCUCCGUGCAGCUGAAGUUCCUGCCCCGACAGUCCCUCCCAGAAGAUGCCGGGGAGUACUUUGACAAGGACACCCGCGUGCUGGAGGCCCCAAUGACAAUCUGGGUGGCUGACCAGGUCAGUGUGGCCUCCUCCCAGGGCAUCGGGCUGCUCCACAAGGCCCAGAGUGCCCAGGGCUGGAUGGGUGGCGGGCGACUUAGCCGCUGCAGCCCAGAGGGAAGAAGCAAGGCCUUGGAGCCGCACAGGAGCAGUGGCGGCUUGUGCCUUCGUGGUCAGGACUGGGAGUGUGGUCUGCCUCAUGCUCAGACCAAGCCGGUGGGCUUCACGGUGCACGCCAUUGUCACCACUUCGGACCUGGAGCUCUGCCCCUCCGCGCUGGACUUUGGCUACUGCACCAUCUACGAGGCCAUCAGGGCCAGCAUCAGCCUCUGCAACCACUCGCUGCUGCCCCAGGAGUUCGGAUUUGUGGGGCUCCCCAAGUUUGUAGACAUCCAGCCCAAUGACGGCUUCGGCACGAUCCUGCCGCUGGAGACGCUGCAGCUCCAGGUGCUCUUCCAGCCCACCAAGGCCAGAGAGUAUAGCUUCGAACUGGUCUGCAAGUCCAAGAUAAACCGGUGCUUCAAGCUGUCCUGCCAUGCUGUGGGUGUGCACCCACCCCUGGAGCUGUCCCACUACCAGAUCAAGUUUGCGGCUACCGCACUGUACGACACUUCGGUGGCCUUGCUGUACGUCACCAACUCCCACCUGACCAUGAGCCCACUGCCCCGUGUGGUUCCCUCAGGGGGCCCCUGCCCAGGAGGACCAACGUCUUUCGAGUUCCUGCCACCCAAGGAUGCGCCCAUCACCAUCUCCCCCCUGGUGGGAACCGUGCUGCCUGGAAAGAGGUGCCUGGUCCGGGUGGCCUUUCAGCCCACACUGCCCCACAAGCUUGUCAGCCAGGAAGCUCUCCAGACCCUGAGCAAGGAAAGCGAGGCCAAGCCGCUCCAGAAGGAUGUAGCCACCCAGAGGAAGGAUGUGAGAGUGCAGGACCAGCUGGGCCAGGCCCCCACCCUACAGAAGCAGGAGCUGGAGGCCAGAGCUGAUGAGUACCAGGCCGCCCAGGCCACUCUGGCCAGAACCUUCCAGGGUCGGUUUGACAAAUUCAUGGUCCCCUGCGCUGUUGCCAGCGGUGACGUCAAAGACAAGAGGGAACUGGAACCCCUGAGCUUCAGCCCGCACAACAUGCUGUACCUGGAGCUGUGGUGUCCUGCAGUGGCUCCAGCUGUCGUGGUGACCUCAGACAGAGGCAAAACUGUCAUCGACUUCGGCCACAUUGCUGUGGGGCAUCACAGCAUCAAGAAGGUCUCCCUCCAGAACAUCUGCCUGGAGGACUUGGCCGUGGACUUCUCUGUACUGAACCCCCAAGGCCCCUUCUUCCUGGUGAACACCCCCAGCAGGCUGCGCGCUGGUGAGACCCGGGUCCUGGCACUGUCCUUCUCACCCCACGAGAGUGUCCUGGCUCAGGAAAGGCUGGAGGUCGUCACCAAGAGAGGUGCGCUCCCCCUCACCCUGCUGGGCACCGGCGUGGCAUCCCUGAUCACGUGCUCCCUUGAUGGCGAUGUCCUGGACAUGGGCUACGUGCUCGCCAGAGAGUCCAUCUCCAUGGGCUUCAAGCUGCAGAACGACUCCUUGCUGCCCAUCAAGUUCUCCGUGCAGCUGGACAGCCUCUCAGGCUCCAGGGCCCCCACCCAGAAGGAGCUGCCACAGUUCCUCACCACUCAGCCCCAGAGGACAGACAUCGUGGGCACACAGAACCACAGCGGCCAGAGCGUGUUCAGCGUGACCCCGGUCACCGGCAUCAUGGACCCUGGGAGAGCGCAGGACUUCACCGUGACCUUCAGCCCCGACCACGAGAGUCUGUACUUCUCCGACCGGCUCCAGGUGGUGCUCUUUGAAAAGAAAGUCUCUCACCAGAUCCAGCUGAAGGGCGCCGCCCGCGAACACAUGAUGUUCGUGGAGGGCGGGGACCCCCUGGAUGUGCCCGUGGAGUCCCUGACCAUGAUCCCAGCCUCUGACACUGAGCACAGAGAAGAGGCUGAGGAGCUAAAGCCUGUCCUGCUGACCCUGAACUACAUCCAGCUCAACACAGACCAGCCAGCCCCACCUGCUGCCAGGGAGCUGCGGGUGGGCUGCAUCCGGACCACACAACCGUCUCUAAAGAAGACUGUGGAGUUUGGCCUGGACGGCAUCGCAUGGCUGCAACACAAAGGUUUCUCCAUCGAGCCAUCCAGGGGCUCCGUGGACCGAGGCCAGACCAAGACCAUCAGUGUCUCCUGGGCACCACCUGCUGACUUUGAUCCAGACCAGCCGCUCAUGGUGUCCACCCUACUGCAGCUCAGGGGGGACGUGAAGGAGAGCUACAAAGUCAUCUUUGUAGCCCACGUGGUGACAGCCCUCUAGGGCCACAGAAGCCUCUCCCAGCCUGAGACCCUCCUCCCACAGCAGAUGUCCUCCCCAGCCAGGCCAGGCCAACUUGACAAGACCCAGGCUCCCAGUCCCACAAACAUGGCCACUUCCAGCCAGCCCAGAGCCCAAGAGCAUCCCUUCCCUGAACCCAGUCCAGUUUAUGGCUGGUUCCUACUCAGAAAAGCCCCAGUCCCAGGACCCAGUGAACUUGAGGGGCCUCAAGCAAGCUGCCCCAUGGACCUUUAAUAAAUGCUCUGUGAGCCAAUAUGUACAGCGUGCAGUGUGGAUGGC
Fukomys damarensis (Damara mole-rat) is the source of this 5446-nucleotide messenger RNA. It is a transcript of the gene Cfap74, whose product is annotated as cilia and flagella associated protein 74. The coding region runs from base 98 to 5149 and encodes 1683 amino acids. The transcript has 38 exons. The record is from RefSeq and is a predicted model, not a curated record. NCBI's taxonomy places the organism in Eukaryota, Metazoa, Chordata, Mammalia, Rodentia, Bathyergidae.